AUGAAGUCCAAGAAGGGGGCCCCCAGGGGCCCCUUAGGGGCCCCUAAAGACAAACUGGCCUUCCUUUUAUCUUCUUUAUUUGCUGCUGCUGUCUCACUGCAACCUGGGAAGGGGCCCUCACGUCUUUGGGGGCCCCUCUACCCCAAAGGGGCCCCCUGGGGGUCCCCCCCGUCCAUGGGUUUAGCCUUUCACUGGGCUGAAGCCCAGCAGCAUAUGCUGCAACGUAGGGGGCCCCCAGAGGGGCCCCUAACCUUUGUAGGGGCUCCACGGGUUACUGGGGGCCCCAGGGCCCCGGGGGCUCCCAGUAGAGCGACGAAAAGGGGUUCAGAGGAGUCUGCAAAUAUAUUGCAAAAAGGUUUAGGAGGCCUCUUGGGGGGCCCCCUUGGGGGCCCCCCGGGGGGCCCCCAAGGGGGGGCCCCAGGGGCCCCAGAGGCAGAAGGGUUGCUGCUGCAGAGGGAAGGUGGGGAGGGCCUCGUUAAACCCCUCUUUCCAGAGCUGCAAACCGCUCCGCAGUCUACGGCCCAUUCGGAAAUCUCCGGCACGAAGUUCAAAGACAUCCCAGAGAUUCUGCCAGAGAUUGCGGCGGCCCUCGAAAAGAGAGGAAUUACCCACAUGACAAACAUCCAGGCGACCUCAUUUAAGCCUAUAUUUGAAGGGGUUGAUUUGCUUGGGAGAUCGGAGACCGGCAGCGGCAAAACCUUCGCCUUCCUCGUUCCGCUGCUGUCUCGUUUGCUGCAGCAGCAGCAGCCAGCAGCAGCAGCAGCAGCAGCAGGUGUACAUGCAGCGCAGGCUGUAGCGAGACCCCGUCUUUUAGUUCUCGCCCCCACAAGGGAGCUGGCUCGGCAAGUCCACAGCGAGUUGGAGGCCCUUGGGGGCCCCUUGGGGUUUUCUUCGCUUUGCAUUUAUGGAGGGGUGCCGCUGCAGCAGCAGCUGAGGCAAAUACGACUUCUCUGCCGACCGCAGCAGCAGCAGCAGCAGCAGCAGCAGGGGUGCAGGAAGGGUUUAGAUGCUGUCGUUGCAACCCCAGGGCGUUUAAUAGAUUUGAUGGGCUUGGGGCCCUCUGCAAGCCGCCCUGGCCCUGCAGCUCUUGACUUGAGUGGAGUGAUGCACGUAGUACUGGACGAGGCAGAUGAAAUGCUGCGGUUUGGUUUUGCGGAAGCUGUGGAUUUAAUUCUUUCUUCUGUUUUAUCUUCUCGGGUUUUAAAUGCUGAGGGGGCGCCCCCAGCUGCCUAUACACCCCAGUCCCCUCCUUCUUCCGGUUUCGAACAUACACCGCAAAAUAACACAUUAAUGCAGCAACAACUCCUCCUCUUUUCCGCAACUCAACCCAACUGGGUCCAAAAAGUUGCAGAAAAAUUCCUCAAAAACCCCCAAACAGUCGAUGCAAUGCUCAACCGAACCGUCAGGACCGCCUCUAGCGUACGGCACUUGCGGAUGGAAGUUCCUUCAGAUUGUUGGGGCUCAUCUUUGUCUGCGUUGCUGCAGGGCAUAGUUUUGUGCUUCUGUGCAGCAAACAAACAGGCAAUUGUCUUCGUCGCCACUAAAACGCAAGCUGACGCCCUUGCCCACGAAUCUGCAGCAGUAAACUUCUCUGCUGCUGUUCUUCACGGAGGGGUCGAGCAGCAGACAAGAGAAGCCAUCAUGCAUGCAUUCAAAAAGGGCCGCUAUAAAACCCUCAUUUGUACGGAUGUCGCUGCGAGGGGCGUAGACCUCGGCAACGUCGACCUCGUGGUUCACUGUGGGGUAGCACACGACAGCGACGUGUUUGUACACCGCAGCGGUCGCACAGGGCGUGCGGGGAGGGAGGGUUUGUCUCUGUUGCUGCAUUCUCCUGAAGAAAGGAGAGAAGUUAGAGCCCUCGAGGCCAACUGCGGCAUUCGAUUUGAGUACAAAGAGCUGCCCAGCGUGAACGAAGUGCUGGAGGCAACUUCUGCGAGCACCAAACGGCAGCUCGACGACGUGCACCGUUCCGUGUUGCCUGUCUUUUUGUCUGCUGCUGAAGAUUUGCUGCAACGAGCGGAGAGAGAAGGAGUGCAGCAGCAGGAGGUCCUCGCUAGGGCCCUUGCUGUUGCAGCUGGGCUGAAGGAACUUCCGAGCCGGUCUCUGCUGACGUGGCGACGAGGAGACACCACAUUGCACUUAAAAAAAAGAAAUGAAUGGCAAUCUGCCCAGGAGGCUGAAGACUGGUGA
Molecule: messenger RNA, 2190 nt
Organism: Eimeria acervulina
Lineage: Eukaryota; Apicomplexa; Conoidasida; Eucoccidiorida; Eimeriidae
Product: DEAD/DEAH box helicase, putative
Exons: 13
Coding region: 1-2190 (729 amino acids)
Molecular function (GO): ATP binding; nucleic acid binding
Source: RefSeq, a predicted model, not a curated record